AUGUCGAGCAUUCUUGAAAAGCUUUUCUCUUUGGACGGCCGUACGGCUGUGGUGACUGGAGGCACCAGAGGCAUCGGCCAGGCCAUGGCAUUAUCGCUGGCGGAAGCGGGUUCAGAUAUCAUUCUCAUCCAAAGAGACGAGAGCAACACGGAAACCAAGAGGCAAAUCGAGGCAAUCGGCAGGACGGCCACCGUCUACACGGCGGACCUGUCCAACCAGGACCAAGUAGAGGGCCUGACGCAACGGAUCCUCGCCGACGGCCACGACGUCAGCAUCCUCGUCACCUGCGCCGGCAUCCAGCGCAGACACCCGGCCCACCGGUUCCCCAUGGGCGACUGGGACGAGGUGCUGCAGGUCAACCUGAAGACGGUCUGGACCCUCUGCCGCGACCUGGGCGCCUACAUGCUCACGCGGCCACCGAACCCGACCACCGGCCACCGCGGCAGCAUCAUCAACGUCGCCUCGCUCGUCAGCUUCCAAGGGGGCAUCACGGUGCCCGCGUACGCGGCGGCCAAGGGCGGCAUCGCGCAGCUCACAAAGGCCCUGAGUAACGAGUGGGCGGGCCAGGGGGUCAACGUCAACGCCGUGGCGCCGGGGUACGUCGCCACGGACAUGAACGAGGCGCUCAUGGGCGACCCCGGGCGCGCGGCGGGCAUCCUGGCGCGGAUCCCCGCGGGCAGAUGGGGCACGCCCGAGGACUUCAAGGGCGCCACGGUGUUCCUCGCGGGGGCGGGGAGCCUGUACGUUUCGGGCGAGCUGCUGACCGUCGACGGGGGCUGGAUGGGCCGGUGA
This is a messenger RNA of Colletotrichum higginsianum IMI 349063, 792 nucleotides long. RefSeq names its product 2-deoxy-D-gluconate 3-dehydrogenase. Gene Ontology annotation, molecular function: oxidoreductase activity, acting on the CH-OH group of donors, NAD or NADP as acceptor. The coding region runs from base 1 to 792 and encodes 263 amino acids. The record is from RefSeq and is a predicted model, not a curated record. NCBI's taxonomy places the organism in Eukaryota, Fungi, Ascomycota, Sordariomycetes, Glomerellales, Glomerellaceae. The transcript has 2 exons.